UGUUUUUUUCAGAAAUAGAGAAUUUGAGAAAUGAUUUUAAGUUCUACAGACUGUUUCAAAAUAAGACAAAAUUCAGAGACAGCACAACCCAGGCAACACAUUCAUAGCUUCAGACAGUCUUAUCACCACCAGGUGGCUCCCGGCAGCCAACACACCUUUGUAUUCUCCUGCCUGCUGCAACUUUUAAGUGCUGGAUUACAGGGUCCUGAUGAGGAAGCCAUUGUAGAUCUUGGCAAAACUAGCUCAACCGUGAACACCAAGUUUGAAAAAGAAGAACUAGAAAGCCACCGAGCUGUAUAUGUUGGUGUUCAUGUACCAUUUAGUAAAGAGGGUCGUCGGCGUCACAAGCAUCGAGGGCACAAACAUCACCACCGGAGAAAGAAAGACAAAGACUCGGAUAAAGAAGAUGGACGGGAGUCUCCUUCUUAUGACACACCGUCGCAGAGGGUACAGUUCAUCCUUGGGACUGAAGAUGAUGAUGAGGAGCAUAUUCCCCAUGACCUCUUCACAGAGAUGGAUGAGCUCUGUUACAGAGAUGGAGAAGAGUAUGAGUGGAAGGAGACUGCCAGGUGGUUGAAAUUUGAAGAGGAUGUUGAAGACGGUGGUGACCGAUGGAGUAAACCCUAUGUGGCAACUCUCUCCUUGCACAGUCUCUUUGAAUUGAGGAGUUGCAUCCUAAAUGGAACAGUCAUGCUGGAUAUGAGAGCAAGUACUCUCGAUGAAAUAGCAGAUAUGGUGUUAGACAACAUGAUCGCUUCUGGCCAGUUAGACGACUCCAUAAGGGAGAAUGUGAGAGAAGCUCUCUUGAAGAGACAUCAUCAUCAAAAUGAGAAAAGAUUCACCAGUCGGAUUCCCUUGGUUCGAUCUUUUGCAGAUAUAGGCAAGAAACAUUCUGACCCUCACUUGCUUGAAAGGAAUGGCGAAGGCCUGUCAGCCUCCCGCCACUCUUUGCGAACAGGUCUGUCUGCCUCAAACCUUUCCUUGAGAGGAGAAUCGCCUUUAUCUCUUCUUCUCAGUCAUCUUCUCCCUUCUUCGAGAGCUGGAACCCCUGCAGGCUCGAGGUGUACUACCCCAGUGCCCACCCCCCAGAGCAGUCCUCCUUCCAGCCCUGGCUUAAGUCGCCUGGCCUCCAGCAGUUCCCAACAGAGUCAGCCUCAGGCCCCAGAACUCCUGGUGUCACCCAACAGGGACGAUAUUCCCAGAGUAGUAAUUCAUCCGCCUGAGGAAGACAUAGAAGCACUCAAAGGCCAAGAGCAGAAGAAUGAGGAGAAUGUUGACUUCACUCCAGGGAUUUUGGCUUCCCCACAGUCUGCUCCUGGAAACUUGGACAAUAGUAAAAGUGGUGAAAUGAAAGGUAACGGAAGUGGAGGAAGCAGAGAAAAUAGUACUGUUGACUUCAGCAAGGAGUCUGCCUCCUGGCACUGUAGUUGUGGCACACUGGGAGUGGGACUCAAGAGGCCCGCUGUUGACAUGAAUUUCAUGAGGAAAAUUCCCACAGGAGCUGAGGCAUCCAAUGUUUUGGUAGGAGAAGUGGACUUUUUGGAGAGACCUAUCAUUGCGUUUGUGAGAUUGGCUCCUGCAGUUCUCCUCUCCGGGUUGACUGAGGUCCCUGUGCCCACUAGGUUUUUGUUUCUGUUACUGGGCCCAGCAGGGAAGGCUCCACAAUACCAUGAAAUUGGCAGAUCCAUAGCCACUCUCAUGACUGAUGAGAUUUUUCAUGAUGUAGCUUAUAAAGCAAAAGAUCGAAAUGACCUCUUAUCUGGAAUUGAUGAAUUUUUAGAUCAAGUGACUGUCCUUCCUCCAGGAGAAUGGGAUCCUUCCAUACGCAUAGAGCCACCAAAAAGUGUUCCUUCUCAGGAAAAGAGGAAGAUUCCAGUGUUUCCCAAUGGAUCUGCUCCAAUGUCUGCUGAGCCUCCUAAGGAGGCAGCUCAUCAUGCUGGGCCUGAACUGCAGAGGACUGGACGGCUUUUUGGUGGUUUGAUACUUGACAUCAAAAGGAAAGCACCUUUUUUCUUGAGUGACUUCAAGGAUGCAUUAAGUCUGCAGUGCCUGGCCUCGAUUCUUUUCCUAUACUGUGCCUGUAUGUCUCCUGUAAUCACUUUUGGAGGGCUGCUUGGAGAAGCUACAGAAGGCAGAAUAAGUGCAAUAGAGUCUCUUUUUGGAGCAUCAUUAACUGGGAUUGCCUAUUCAUUGUUUGCGGGGCAACCUCUAACAAUACUGGGGAGCACAGGUCCAGUCCUAGUGUUUGAAAAAAUUUUAUUUAAAUUCUGUAGAGAUUAUCACCUUUCCUAUCUAUCAUUAAGAACCAGUAUUGGUCUGUGGACUUCUUUCUUGUGCAUUGUAUUGGUUGCAACUGAUGCAAGCAGCCUUGUGUGUUACAUUACUCGGUUCACAGAAGAAGCUUUUGCGGCUCUCAUUUGUAUCAUAUUCAUCUAUGAAGCCUUAGAGAAACUCUUUCAUUUAGGAAAAAUAUAUGCAUUUAAUAUGCACAACAACUUGGAUGAACUGACCAGUUACACAUGUGUAUGUGCAGAGCCAUCUAACCCUAGCAAUGAAACUAUAGAACUGUGGAAGAGAAAGAAUGUGACGGCAGACAGUAUUUUCUGGGGAAACCUCACUGUAUCCGAAUGUAAGUCCUUCCACGGUAUGUUUGUGGGAUCAGCCUGUGGUCCUCAUGGGCCCUACGUUCCCGAUGUGCUCUUCUGGUGUGUCGUCCUGUUUUUCACGACGUUCUUUCUGUCUUCAUUCCUCAAGCAGUUUAAAACCAAGCGUUAUUUUCCUACCAAGGUACGAUCAACAAUCAGUGACUUUGCUGUAUUUCUCACAAUAGUAAUAAUGGUUGCAAUUGACUACUUUGUAGGAAUUCCGUCUCCUAAACUUCAUGUUCCUGAAAAGUUUGAGCCUACUGAUCCAAGUAGGGGCUGGAUCAUAAGCCCUUUGGGAGAUAACCCUUGGUGGACAUUGCUAAUUGCAGCUGUUCCAGCUCUCCUUUGUACCAUUCUCAUCUUUAUGGAUCAACAGAUUACAGCUGUAAUCAUCAACAGAAAAGAACACAAACUCAAGAAAGGAGCUGGCUAUCACCUUGACUUGCUCAUGGUUGGUGUCAUGUUGGGAGUCUGCUCUAUCAUGGGCCUGCCUUGGUUUGUGGCUGCGACAGUAUUGUCUAUAAGUCAUGUUAACAGCUUAAAAGUAGAGUCUGAAUGUUCUGCUCCAGGGGAACAGCCCAAGUUUCUGGGGAUUCGAGAACAACGAGUUACAGGGCUGAUGAUUUUUAUCCUGAUGGGCCUCUCUGUGUUCAUGACUUCAGUACUAAAGUUUAUUCCAAUGCCAGUUCUGUAUGGUGUUUUCCUUUAUAUGGGAGUUUCAUCACUGAAAGGAAUUCAGUUUUUUGACCGUAUCAAGCUAUUUGGAAUGCCUGCCAAGCACCAGCCGGACCUGAUCUAUCUCCGCUAUGUACCCCUGUGGAAGGUGCACGUGUUCACUGUUGUCCAGCUGACCUGCCUCGUCCUGCUGUGGGUAAUCAAAGCUUCUGCUGCUGCAGUAGUUUUUCCCAUGAUGGUUCUUGCCCUAGUCUUUGUGCGUAAGCUCAUGGAUCUGUGUUUCACAAAGAGAGAACUCAGUUGGCUUGAUGAUCUCAUGCCAGAAAGUAAGAAAAAGAAAGAAGAUGACAAAAAGAAAAAAGAGAAAGAGGAAGCUGAGCGGAUGCUUCAGGAUGAUGGGGAUACUGUGCACCUUCCAUUUGAAAGAGGAAGUCUCCUACAAAUUCCAGUUAAAAGCGUAAAAUAUAGUAUUGACCCUUCAGUUGUUAAUAUAUCAGAUGAAAUGGCCAAAACUGCCCAGUGGAAGGCACUUUCCAUGAAUACUGAGAAUGCCAAAGUAACCAGACCUAACACGAGCCCUGAAAAGCCUGUGAGUGUGACAAUAAAUUUCGAAGAUGAACCAUCAAAAAAAUACAUGGAUGCUGAGACUUCAUUGUAAAGUCAAACCAAAAGGAAUAUAUAGAGAUAUACGCCUGUCUGUAUACACACACACACACACACACACAUAAAAUGCACAUGUGCCGUGCCAUUGUGUAUAAUAGUACUGAAUGUCACGCUGUUUAUGUGUGACUAUGGGGCUCUUUCAAGUAGCAUCUGACUGUUGUGAGCACCAUGGAGACUGUUUUAAUGAAAUGGUCUCUUAGAAACGAGGUACAUGGUUUUUACUCUUCAGAUAUUUAUUUUCUUGGGGGUAAAGCCUUUCUGUUAUGUAAUAGAAAGAUGUGGAAAACUGUAUUCAAUCUGCUUUUCUGAAAUCUCUUUGUUAGUGGCAAUCAUAUCAACCUUAAGAGUUACAUACUUAGUCUAUAUAUUUAUAAUUUUGAAAGAUUAUUGUUUCCCUUUUGGUAGUGUUUUAUAGGUAAAAUAAGGAGUCUGCCCAUGUUGUGGGAAAAUGACAUGUCCUGGUUUCUCUUUGGGCUUCCUUCAUGUAGCUCUCCAUCAUACUUCACAGGUGAUGAAUACAGAUGUGAUUAUAGAUUACUGGAGAUUUUCUAGGUAGGAACUUUAUGUCUUAGGAGUGAUUUUUAAAUUUUAAAAAUUAUCUGGGCUUCCAUUCUGAUGGACAAGUAAAAAACAAAUUAUAUGUGACUUCUAAUUUAACACCCACACCAUUCGUAAUGUUUUGAGUUUUAGAAACUAUAAAGUGCCCAUUUGCAAUAGUUAACUUUUGUUACCUUGGUAGCAAGACUUUUCCAAUGCUUAUUCUUUUCUAGAAACCCAGAGUCCCACUGUUCUUGGUCUUUGCUCUCUUUUACUUAAAGUGAUCUCGUGUGCUCCAGGUUCAGAUAUCUCCCUGUUGUAAGCAGUAAUAAAAAGGGUCAGCACACUUUUAAAUGGGCUUGUGAUCAGUGUUCCUUUAUAAGAAUUACCUUUCAUUUUCUUUGUUACUCUAUUGUAUGCAAUGUAUUUUAAUAGGUUUUAUACACAAUUUCCUUUUAAAAUAUUUUAUUUAUUCUGAUACUUAAAUAUUAUAUAAUAUUUGAGACAAUAACAAAUAUAGAGUAAAUUGUUCCUGUUGUAGAUAUUUGGUGCUCACUUGCAUUCUGAAAUCAGUGACAAACAUAUCUUUGAUAUAAAGCACUGCCAUAUUUACAUUUUAAAAGGAAGUUGGAUAUUUUCUGUGCAGCUCAGGUUGAUGACAUUGUUCCUUGUCUGUGAUAGCAUUGGGGUUCCAGUAUUUCUGAGCUGUCUUUUAAAUGUGUAGCAAAUUGUCAUCUUUUAUAUACUCUUAGCUCCCCACAGAGUAAAUAAAUGUUGUUUCAGCCUGUGGGACAAAAGUGAUAUAACAAGAGGAUGGAUAAUACACAGAAAUAGUGAGAAGCCCCAGGAAUGCUGAAGGUGAAGGGGACACAUGAAAGAGCAAACGUGUUAAGGAAAUUCUAAUGUCCCUUAGUCAUUACAAACUAAAGUACAGAAGUAUGAAGAAAUUGAUCAAAUGAAUAGAAUUGCCCAAAGCAAAUAUUCCUGGCAAGUUUGACGUAGUUUUAGUUCAUUCUAAAUUAUGUACCAAUUAGUGUAAUUCACUCAUCUGAGAUCGCAUAGUUCAAUUCUAGUUAAAAUAGUAGUUGGUACCAUCUGGUACUAUCUGGAGUUCUGUUGGACUCCUUUAACCUAUGAUGGGGAGUGUUGCCAUGGUGCUUAUGGUCAUUGGUAACCUCCACUGAAGUGAUUUCUCAUCACUCAGCAGUGUAAUGAUUUCCAAAGUUCCCAUUUGCUGCUAAUUAUAACCCCCCUGAUGUGCCCAAACAAGAGAAUUUCCUCAUAUCGUUUCCUUGUGUCUGGACAUCAAAGGGUUAACAUAUUUUACAGGAAGUGAUUUUAAAAUUUAAACUAAAAACUACCUGGUAUCAUAAUUUUCCUGUGAUUUAUUUAAUUAUAUAUAUAUGUAUGUAUGUAUUAUCCAGUGCCAGGAAAAAAAAAACAAAACAAAACAUGACAUACAAAAUACUUUGCAUCUAAGAUGUUUCACUGUGGUUUUGGUUACUAAUGACUUCUUUCUUUUGACUACUUGACUUACUGAUCUGAUGCGACUACUCCUCUGAAGAGCAGAGGGAAUUAACUGCUUCCUUCAGAUGGUUAUGUUUCUUGUGCUAUUUUUUGAAAAUAACAAUCAUGAAUAACACUCAUUGCAAGACAGCAAGAGAGAUAAUUUACUAUAUAUAUAUUGAUUUUUAAAUGCUGCCUUAAAUAGGUGUAUAUGAGCAGUAGUAAUUGCUAUGUACUGAUUUACCUCAAGGUGCAAAAUAAUUAAACUUGUACAUACCCAUUUACAAAAUAAAUUCAGAGAAAAGCCCUGCACUUUCUUAGAUGCCUUGAUUUUCAGAGUAGAGCUUAGUGCUACUGAACACCAUGGCCAUGGAGCCACCUCAGGAUACUCUUCCCUCCACCAUAUUUUAUUUAUUUGUAGAGUGUGUUUACAGAGACUAUAAUAAAUCCUGGUGUUAACUAUCUGAAAUUUACUUCCUUUGUAUUACUGUUUCAAUCUAAAGUAGGAGCUUUUGAGAAAACAGUAAACUAGCUUCCUGAUGCUAAAGGGGUGAUUCUAUAUAUAUUUUUAAUAAUAUUAGAUAUGCAAAAGUGAAGUACAAGGUUUUUAAAACAUUGUGUGAGUGUUUGUGUAUGUGUAUGAAAUCACUCUUAACUCUCUUAACUUUUUUUAAACUUGUGGCGUACCAAUGUUCAGAUUUGCCAAGCUUUCUAUAAGACACGUAGGAUGAAAUGUUUUUGUGUGCUAAUGCAUGUAUUUAUUACAAUUUGUUUACUGCUGAGAAUCACUAACUCUUGUUUCUCCAUUCCCCGAAGUGUUUGUUUCUUCCACACACUGAAAGAUGUGGCUUGAGUGUAAGCUUUCUGGUUUCCUUUUCACAAAGGCAGGUUCAAAAUUCUUCAGAAAGAAUGGUCUCUGACAGUGAGGUGUCACAUCAGAGCUUCCUGUUUAGGUUUUAUGAGUGUGCACCGCUCAGCAGCUCAGAAGCUGCAUCCUGACAAAGUGCUCAGAGUGGGAUACCUGAGCCAUCAAUACAGCAUUUUAAUUCAAAUGCGUUUAUAUUAAGUAAUUUACAUGUCUGAAAUGUAUUCAUGUAGGUUUCAUCAUUGUUAUCAUUUGUAGCGCCGAUAUGUGAAACUGUCUUCAUUUAGUCCAACAAUUAUUUAUUUUUAGAAAGUAGAUUUAAAGAGAAACUGCAUUCAAGUUUUCAAAUAGUGUUCCAAUUACAAGAUUUAUUCAUUUUAAUUGCAAGGUCCCUUUUAACUUUCUGGAAAGUAAAUUGUCAAAUAAAAUCAUGUAAAGAUUAUUUUAAAGUUUUAAUGCGUACUUAGAAUUUAAGCCCCAGUUCUAUGGUUUUUAAUCAUAUUUUUUGCACAUUGAUUGUUUCUGUGUAGCUUUUCUUUUGUUCCUUUGUUCAAAAUUUUUGACUUUUUAGGGGUAAGGUGUCUUCCAGUGUUUACUAUGUUAGGAUUAAAUUAAAAUUCAAAUUUGUUGUCCAUUUAUAUAAUAUUUGAUAUUGGUGUGAUUUCCCAAUCUAGUUACAAUUUUUAUGGUGUUUAUUAUAAUUGCAAUGGUAUUUUCUUUUGUAAUAAAAUCCAAAGUCAAUUAAACAAAUUGUAGACCUGAUAUUUUUCAUCUAUAUGAAGUAAAAGUCUCUACUUGAGUCUAUAAUGUGAACCAUCCUGCCUUUCACAUUUGUUUCCUAAUUGUUAGAGAAAACUAUUUUUUUGUAGAUGUUAUUGAAAAUUGAAAGAGCAAUAAAAGUCUACAUAGCAAA
Molecule: messenger RNA, 7804 nt
Organism: Peromyscus maniculatus bairdii (prairie deer mouse)
Lineage: Eukaryota; Metazoa; Chordata; Mammalia; Rodentia; Cricetidae
Source: RefSeq, a predicted model, not a curated record